GACGGCUUCACGAUCAAGUCGGCGAAGUUUCAGUUUCGGCGUGGCAUGGGCGAGGAGCUGCAUGGGCUGCUCCCCAACCUCCUGGAGUGGGUCCUGCCAAAGUACAAGAACAAGGUUUUCUGUUGGGUGCAAGACCAUGUGAAUUCCUACAUGCACGGCUAUCAGAGUAAUCGGCAAGUGUUGAAUCACGUGCAGGUGUUACAGCCGGGCACGGAUGACAGAUGCCUGCUGGUGGGUGAGUUGGAGAUGGUGGAGAUGUCGAAGUCUCAGCUCGGAGACGACACGCCACCGCACAGACACAGCCCACGAUCGGGUAUUGGGGAAGCUGGGGAGGAGAAGGAGGAAGAAGAGGACGUCUUCAUGCAUCUAGAGAUGCGGCACUUCUUCUUCCGGUGA
Symbiodinium necroappetens is the source of this 396-nucleotide messenger RNA. NCBI's taxonomy places the organism in Eukaryota, Dinophyceae, Suessiales, Symbiodiniaceae. The record is from the annotation of a GenBank genome assembly.